AGAAACCUUAAAUCCUUCAAAAACAUACCAGCAAACCCGUCUGACUUAUUAUUUUGAUGAGGGGCUAACUCAGUGAACUUCCAGAGCCGCCCUCAUUUUCGAAUCAAAAUUGAUAGCUGCAUUUGGUAAUAAUUGAUUACAAAACUGCUACCAAAUUAAUAGGUAAGGGGCAUACCCUUUUCUCUGCGGUAAAUAAGUGAAACGUCUGACUCCCGGAUGGUCAGCUUAGCUUGCAGAUGACGUCUGAUUAAGGAAAAGCUCUCAAUAACAAUCAUAGCAAAGCCUUGAGAGUUUUUGUUUCCUACGAUCCGUAAAGAAAACACACCGGCACGAUUCCGUACGUGAUUGAAGGCUGACUUGAUUACAAUACAGUUAAGAGUCACAGUGAUAACACGGCGUCGAAACGCUAACUGGAUUUCAAGGGACAGAGAUUCUAACCGAGAUAAAGUGUUGAUUCUGCAACUGAGACAGGGCUGAUCUUCAGUGUCAAAGAAUGAUUUCAGCUGUUGCAGAUUCGUGUUCUGUACGUUUGGACAAAGUGAAUGGAAAAGUUUACAAAUUUCAUGCUUUAGUUUUCAGCCAAGAUGCUCAAGGUAAUAACAAAGAGGCGUACCUCGACAAGAAAAAGGAAACUCCCACCGGACUAGUUACGGGGAGUAUACUGUCUCAGCAACCAAAGACAGAAUGGAAAUGUGCAUACAAUGAUCUUUUAAGCGGAAGAAAAGAUGUCCAGAGACAAAACGAUGAUCCUUUGUCUGGUCCAAUCAGGAAAAAAUCCAAGCCGUCCGAAGACUCGACAGAUGAACCUGAAGCAAAGACGGAGAGACAAAGAGUGCGUUUUAAAGGAGUUGAUGAUUCUGAAAUGGCGACUCCAACAUGUCCAACCUGUAAACAAAUCAUCGUUAAGCAAACAGAAGAAUACGACGCCCUUAUGGAAAAAUCGAAAGAAGAACUUGUAACCAUGGUGAUGAAUCUCAGCUUAAAUCUACAAAAUAGAAGACGAAAACUUGGAUACUGUCCAUCUGACAAAGACAUCGCUCAACUCAGAAAGCAGUUGAACAUCAACAAAACAGAACAAACAGCCUCUAAAACAAGGCCAACAAGAACGAGACGCCGGCUUUCGUCAAGGAAGAGGUUAACAUCAGUAUGAACAAAAAUGCUGCUGGGAACGAGGAAAUAAAGGACAAGAAAAGAAAAGACCAUGAAAACCGGAGAAAUUGAAAAUAUGACGAGACUGGAAGGUGGAUAUGUUGGGGUUAAAACCACCUUUCUGCUGGAAAGGACAUUUAUGGAACAACUUUCAAUAUAUUUAAUUGGGAUUUUUUUUUAAGUAGAAAGAUUUCGUCUAUAGUUGCCAAUCACUAUACACCAGUUUGGUGUUAGGUGGGGAGAGAGGGGCUAGCAUUGCAAUGGUACCAUGCAUGUAGAGGAAGACUCCUUGCGUGGAUGAGAGCCUCAAAGAGCGAGGAGAAAAGGAACUAUACUUUGUCAACAUCUUGGGCAUAUGCCGUGUGUGUACGCUAGCAUGACAAAGGUACCGCAAUUCCAAUUUUCCGAUAGCAACUGGUGAAAAAAAUGGGAGAGCCAAUCAGAAAUCGAAGCUCUACCCGCCAAUCGGCAAAAAGCAAGGUAGAUAAUUUUUCGAGAUGAACGAGGCAUGACUUUACCUUGGAUACGUUUAAAUUAAGAAAUAAUCGUAUUAUCAUUCCUAUUUAUUGCACGAGUGCUUUCAACUUGUAAAACGUUUUGCGCACGAAAAGUCACCAAUGACUCAAAAUAAAUUAUACUGGUUUUCCUGGCUACAAAUCGUUCAUAGAGAGCCUGACACAACUUUUUAAAAAACAUUGAAGGAAACAAGAUUUACUGUAUUAGGAUAGCCUAUCAAUGUCAUGAACCAACGGAGAUAAAAAUAGAAAAUAGAAUAUAAAUUACACUCCGUCUGAUCAGUGUAUAUUGUGUAAAAAAUCACUUUAAACCAUUAGCCUGGUUCGUCAGCAGCCAAGCCGCGAAAGGCUUGGGACGGAGUAGAGAAUUUUCUCCAUUCCAGGCUACCCUGCACGUUUUCGCGCCUCUAUCGCGUUUACUUUAUCGAGCGCCUAAACAGGCCAUUACCCCCGAACGGUAGUUUUUUUUCUUUAACCACUUCUUGAAACCAAAUAAAUGCAACGACAUACUA
Messenger RNA from Stylophora pistillata, 2176 nucleotides. RefSeq lists its product as uncharacterized. NCBI's taxonomy places the organism in Eukaryota, Metazoa, Cnidaria, Anthozoa, Scleractinia, Pocilloporidae. The record is from RefSeq and is a predicted model, not a curated record.